CGGGCGGGCGCGGCCAUGGGCUCCGCGGCGCUGCUGGUGCUGGCGGCGCUGGCCGUGCCGCUGGCGGCGGCCGCGGGCGUCCCGGAGGGGCGCAGCCUGCGGGGGAGCUGGUGGCUGCGCAGCGGGAACGGCUCGGUGUCGCUCCGAGCCGAGGUGCCGGGCUGCGUCCACACCGCGCUGCUCCGCCGCGGCCUCAUCCAGGAUCCGUACUAUAGAUUCAAUGAUGUGAUGUACAGAUGGAUCUCACUAGAUAACUGGACUUACAGCAGGACAUUUAAAACUCCUUUUGACGUCAGAAAGUGGCAGAAAGUGAAUUUGGUUUUCGAGGGAGUAGAUACAGUAGCACAGAUCCUGCUCAACAAUGUCACUGUGGGGAGAACAGACAACAUGUUUAACAGAUAUAGCUUUGAUAUCACCAGCGUGAUCAAGGAGGUCAAUUUUGUUGAAGUCCGUUUCUUGUCGGCUGUUUCCUAUGCAGCAGAGCAGAGCAGGUGUCACAAAGCUUACAGCAUCCCCCCGGCCUGCCCUCCACCCGAGCAGAAAGGAGAAUGCCAUGUCAAUUUUAUCAGAAAGGAGCAGUGUUCAUUUAGUUGGGACUGGGGCCCUUCUUUUCCCACUCAAGGAAUCUGGAAAGAUGUUAGGAUUGAGGCCUAUAACCAUUACCACCUGAUUUACUUUUCUGUAACUCCUUUCUUUGUAAAGAGUGCGCAGCAGUGGUGUCUUGAAAUUGAGUCUAUUUUUGAUGUAGUCAGCUCUAAGCCAAUUGCAGGUCGUGUGACAGUGAACAUUCCAAAAUUGCAAACACAGCAAACAUUCAGUGUGAAGCUUCAACCUGGAGAAGGCAGCAUUGUGCUGCUUGUAAACAUCAACAAGACUUCUGCAGUAGAGGCUUGGUGGCCAAAUGGACAUGGAAAGCAAACUGGAUACAACAUGAAAACAACUUUUAUCAUGGAGGCAGGAUACCAGAUUGAGAAAUUUUCAAAGGCUUAUUUUCGGACAGUAGAACUUGUUCAGGAGCCUAUUCCUGGCUCACCAGGUCUGAGUUUCUACUUCAGAAUCAAUGGCCGACCCAUUUUUCUGAAGGGCUCGAACUGGAUUCCUGCAGAUUCUUUCCAGGACAGGGUGACCUAUGACACAUUAAGGCUACUCUUGAAGUCUGCAGCAGAUGCUAACAUGAAUGCACUUCGGGUUUGGGGAGGAGGAGUAUAUGAACAAGAUGAAUUUUACGAUAUUUGUGAUGAAAUAGGAAUAAUGAUUUGGCAGGAUUUUAUGUUUGCUUGUGCACUUUAUCCAACUGACCAGGAUUACUUAGCAUCUGUGAGAGCAGAAGUUCUUCAUCAGGUACGACGUUUAAAAUCUCAUCCAUCAAUUAUUCUGUGGAGUGGUAACAAUGAAAAUGAAGCAGCAAUUUCAAGCAACUGGUUCUCCAUACCUCGUGCCCAAAGAGAAAUCUAUAUCAGAGACUACCUCAUGCUUUAUGUGAAGAACAUACGAGAGAUAGUUCUUAGUGAAGAUAGGAGUCGUCCUUUUAUUGCAUCCAGUCCCACCAAUGGCUUGGAGUCAGUUAAAGAAGGUUGGAUCUCCCAGAAUCCUUAUGAUACCCAUUAUGGUGACACUCACUUUUAUGACUACAACAAUGACUGCUGGAACUGGACAAUGUAUCCUAAAACUCGUUUUGCUUCAGAAUAUGGAUUCCAGUCCUGGCCUUCCUUCAGUACAAUCGAGAAGGUUUCUUCUGCUGAAGACUGGUCCUACAUAAGCAAUUUUUCUCUCCAUCGGCAACACCACGGCAGUGGCAACGUUCAGAUGCUUCAAGAAGUUGGGUAUCAUUUCAAGCUUCCCCAGAGCACAGAUCCUGUAAAGAGGUUCAAAGAUACAAUUUACCUCACUCAGGUGAUGCAGGCUCAGUGUACAAAGACAGAAACUGAAUUCUAUCGUGCUAGUCAAAGUGAAAUAACCAAGGGAGAAGGACACACAAUGGGAGCUCUGUACUGGCAACUCAAUGACAUUUGGCAGGCACCUUCAUGGGCCUCCUUGGAGUAUGGUGGUAAGUGGAAACUGCUCCAUUAUUUUGCUCAGAACUUCUUUGCACCACUGCUGCCUGUGGCCUAUGAAGACCAAGGUGUGUUGUACAUUUAUGGUGUCUCAGAUCUUCAUGUGGACCAGAAGCUGACUUUGAGGGUCGUUGUGCACACCUGGAGUUCUUUGGAGCCAGUAUGUACCCUUGCCAAAGAAGGUGUGAUUGUUAAAGCACAAAGUGCUGUCACCAUCUACAAGGAGUCCAUAAGUGAUGUUCUGGAAAGAUGCAGGAAUUGUACCAGGAAAAGCUGUGUUAUUACUUUCUGUCUUGUGGGAGAAGAUGGCCUCCAGAGUCCUACGAACCAUUUCUUCCUUUCAUCACUAAAGGAUGCUGUAGGAUUAGAAAAGACCCAGCUUAGUGCCUCUGUAUCCAAACAAGAUGAUAAUUAUAUAUUUGUUCUUCAGACCACUGCAAUUGCUCCUUUUGUUUCUCUGGAUGUGGGGAGUAUAAAAGGCAGAUUUAGUGAUAAUGGUUUCCUCAUGACUGAAAAGAAGAAAGUGGUUGUGUUUUAUCCUUGGGAACCUACCAGUGUGGAAGAACUAGAAAAUUCACUAACCUUGACCUCUCUGUUGGAUGUUGUCUGAAAAUACCUCGUUUCCUUCUAGAUAAACAGUGAAAUAGGAGGAGAAGAAAAAUUAAAACAGUCUGACUGAAGUUGAAGUGAAAUAUAAUUUGAGCCAACUGGAGAACAUGCUGUCUGUUCCUGUCAUGUGUGAAUUUUAACUGUUGGUUCAAUGUAAAGAUACCAACAGCAAAGUUUACAUAUAAUAUGUUUACAUAAUAUAUGUGGUGUCUUGAAAGUACAUCCAUAGUUUUUCUAGUUUCACUGUGCUGUAAGUGGAUUAGGGUAACAGCAAGGUAUGCUGGGGAGUAGGGGAAGGGCAGGGAUGAAGCUGGGACCACUGCCACAAGUAUUCCUUCACUUCAGGUUGUUUGAUCUAUCUACACCCAGAUCAGGAGGGCACUAGUCCUACCCUUUCAGAUCUGUGACUGUCAUCCCUUAGGUGUCCUGUCCACCUCCUGCAAAGCAUGAAACCUGGGCUGUCGAGUCAGGUGUCAGGCAGAUCUGUUUCCCCUUCUGGAAGAGGAAUUCAGUACAAGACAUGUUGUCUGCUCUCUUUUUAUGCAAAAUAAGCAACAGCCUUUGAGAGCUCUGCAUUUAGGUUUGACUAUGCCCAGAGAGCUGCAGGUGCAGUCACAAACCUUUUGCUGCUGUGUGUAUCCCACAUAAUGUGACAUGUGAGAAAAGGAGCAGGGAGAAGAGUUAACCAAAGCUGCCAAGAGAAAGGAGGCAGUACAGAGAAGAAAUGGUCACAUAAGAGAACCACAGAGGUACAAGUGACUGUUUUUUCUCUAGUAAAUGCAGAGUGCAGGGGCUACUGAUCUCACUGGGAUACUGCUGCACAGCCAUUCCUCAUGAGUAACCCUAUGCUCCACACUGAUCCUCCUCUCUUUUCAACAAAGAAAAACCUCAACAUUUUCCUUUCAAUGGUUCCCCAUAGAAGACACACUUGACUCGUUAUUACAUCUAGUGGCACAUUGAACUCCUUAGUGUAUACAAAGUAAUGGUGGUUCACCUUACGUUCUGUUUCCACCUGCGUUGUUUUUAAAAUGUUUAGGUUUCUCAUAGAAAUGUCAUCUCACUUUGGCGUUUGAUACAAAGAAAAUAAGCUUGCUUCAGCAUGGUGGAGUGCUGUGGCCUGUGGAGCUGAAAGCCUGAGGGUUUGGCUGUCAGGAAAUCAAGGCUACUGAGCCACUCUGUGGGCAGGUUGCUAAACAGUGGGCUUGUCCAUCAGGUGUGGUUUGAAAUGCAUCUGGGAUCUUGCUGGGUUUCUGCAAGUAUCCCCUCACAGUCCAAUCAAAUAUUAAUUUUCUUUCAAAACAGAAUCAGCACCACAAUAGGUGAUGUUUGAACAAGCUCUGCCAGUGAUGUCCAUCUGUGUUGUAAAAGCACCACGUAGGUGAUAUUUGCCGGUGAUGUGGGGGGUCUCGAGCUCACGUGGGGCUGUUCCACUCGACACUUAGAGACCUUGAACUGAGGGUUUGUUUUCUUGCAGUGAUCACAGUUUUAAUGGGCAGAGAGAUGAGCACGUUGACCGAUCCUUGGUGAUCUCUAGUGCUCUUGAAUUGGGUGUUAACAAAAAACUGACAUACUCCUGAGCAAGAUAAAGAACUUAAGGAUGAAAGGGAAAUGAUAAAUGGAAGUUGCUUACGAAUUCUUUAUUAGGUCAGCAAAACAACUAACUGCAUUUGCAUUGGAGGCUUUUUCCGAUUCAGAACUUGUUCUAGCGAAAAGAAGACAUGAAAACAAUCAAAAUAUGGAGAUGUAUGUGCCAAUGUUUAUAGGUUAUGCAAAAUAAAUAGAGAAAAUGACAGUCAUGGGUAAAACUUAACAGGUAGAAAAUGCAGAUAUUGAUGAAGGAAUUAAAAGUUAUCUGAAAGGCAUCCUGUGCCAAUACAAAAAAAAUUCUUCAGUUUUUUUGGUAUCCUGGCAUCAAAGUGAAAUCAAAGCAGCAAUGGUGUCUUUCAUCAAAGCAGCAAUGGCGUCAUAAGGUAAGGAUGAAAAAAUGUGGAGAAAAUAUGAUUAAUAAAUACUGCAGUGUAUUAGAAAAAGGACUGGUUUUGUUGAUGUCUUUCUCUUAUGUUGAUGGAGAAAUGUAUUUUCCAGCAAUAUCUAGAUGGCACUUAAUAGUGUUAAAUAAAUCAAGCUUUGAUAGAGUCACUUGUUUAAAGACAGUCAAGAGGAUUGUCUGGAGGUCAGUGAUAUUUGUUCUUGGUGCAUUUCAGCAUAUGAGUGAAGUUUGAGAUAUAUAGAGAAGAGCUUUUGGAUCACUAGAAGCUACAAACCAUGAAUUUGGAUAACUGUGACCUUGUUUAGCCUGUCACAAAUUUUGGGCAAAAUCGUGAAAGAAAUGAUGUGAUACGUGAUUAAUAAAUGGUGAAGUGGCUGUGCAACGAAUGUCUACCAGCACAGUUAUGCAGAAUAGCAUUCUUUUAUGUUUUUUCCCCUGUUGCUUUCUGCAGUUACCAGAUUGACAUGAAAAGGUUCAGGCAAUUUUUUUGAUUGCUGUUUUUGAAGGUCAGGAGCUCCCUAGGGAGCAGGUCCAUUCUUUCUCACUGGAGAGCUUUGAUUCAGCACUAGAAGCUGUUAUGAAAGAUUAGCAGUUGCUAAAGCCAAAUGCUUGAGCUCAAAACAGAAUUUAAUGGGGGAGGUUCACUUCCAUUAUUAUCUUAAUAUUCUUAAUACAUCCUUUUGAUUUCCUGGUGUUGUAGUAGGUGUGUAUUUAUAGAAGCUGUUUUCUCCCCCAUGAGCAGUGGCUGUAACAUGUGCUUUGGUUAACCAUUUCCCCUUGGUAUUUUUGCAGUUGCAUAUUGUGCUAUACUUGGUUACAUUGUUCUGCUCUUGUCUCAGAUCAGGGCAAAGACAGCAGUGGAAGUGAAGAGAUCUUCAGGGUACCCAGCACUCGUAUCAACAGAUCCAUCUGUAGCCACCUGAGUGUGUUGCAGCUCCUGGGCAGCACCUGUAUUGCCAGUUCUGUCUGAUGGGCAGGGGUUCAGGAGAAAGAGCACUGGGAGGAGCAUAUGCUGUAGGAAUCUUUUGAAGCCAGCAAACAUCUGGAGUGCGUCUUUGGUGGUUACUUUAGGACUGCUCUGUUGCAAGGGGUGAUCAUCCAGAAGAGCCAAAAGCUGUGGACCGUGGGAGUGACACCCAGGUUGCUGAAGACUGAACUGAGCCAAGAGCAACCCUGUCAAAUCUCCAUGUUUGUGCCAUGAAAACUGGCUACAAAUUUCUUUCUGAGACAAAUACUUGAACAAUUUUCAUCUAGUAAGUGAACCUGAAAUACAAACAAGUCAGCAGCAGCCAUCACCUGCGCAUGAUCCACAAAAGGAGUGCCUGAAGGGCACUGGAGGGAUCAGUAUCCAAGCUGAAGGCCUAGCAAAUAUCUAUGACGAGAAAAUCAUGCUGCAGUAAAAUAUUUCUGAAACAGCUAAGCAGCUGAGGCAUUGUGUGUGAGGAAAUAUAAAAUCUAUCAGGAGCCCAAGGUGGGGAGGGAGGGAGAAUUGAAAACAACAUCUUAAAGCUCUUCCUAGUUCAUUGUCAAUUUUACCUGUC
Messenger RNA from Myiozetetes cayanensis, 6194 nucleotides. It is a transcript of the gene MANBA, whose product is annotated as mannosidase beta. Gene Ontology annotation, biological process: carbohydrate metabolic process; glycoprotein catabolic process. NCBI's taxonomy places the organism in Eukaryota, Metazoa, Chordata, Aves, Passeriformes, Tyrannidae. The transcript has 21 exons. Gene Ontology annotation, molecular function: beta-mannosidase activity. The record is from RefSeq and is a predicted model, not a curated record. The coding region runs from base 16 to 2664 and encodes 882 amino acids.